Salvia hispanica is the source of this 690-nucleotide messenger RNA. RefSeq lists its product as uncharacterized. The record is from RefSeq and is a predicted model, not a curated record. NCBI's taxonomy places the organism in Eukaryota, Viridiplantae, Streptophyta, Magnoliopsida, Lamiales, Lamiaceae.
CAUGAGCGACAGAAAGAAAGGUAAUGAAUAAUAGAGCACAUCAUUUUCAUUUGGUAAGAUAAUAAUCGUCUUUCAAUAAUUUUUUUGGUAUAGACUUGUGAUAAAUUAUUAUCAUGUCUAUAAAAUAUUUAUUAAUAAGAAAAUGAUAAAAAUAGAAUGAAAAGAAAACGAUUAUUUGCACAACUAUUUUCUUUUCUAUUAUGUGUGCAUGUAUGUUUGUUAUAUUGCUGGCAUAUAUAAUGUCACAGGUACACCACAGAAGAAUCAAACUGACUAUGACAAUGAGAUUAAGAAAAUCGUAAAUGAAAACCUUGUCGAAUGGGAUAACACCACUCGAACUAUCUUUGAUGGUGAAGAUAGCAAAAAUAAGAGAUUUGGUUCGUUCGCGCCCAGAGAGGCUCCAUCACGAGGUCAUCGUAGAACGAAGGGGGCAAUCAUCACGCCCCCAAGAGGUCGCAGUAAGGGUAAAGGACGAUACACUGCUCUAAGGAUGAACACAUCCAACCCUCCGUUUUUUGAAGAGGAGGAGGACGAGGAUGAGGAUGAGGAUGAAGAUGAAGAGGAGGAGAUGAUGAAGAAAUAAAAAAGAUUAUUUCUUUUUAUUAUAUGUUUCAAAACCAAUAUAAUCAUAUAAACAUGCACCAUGAAAGCGUGCACAAUAAUCUUUGUUUAUGUAUCGCAAAGACUUUG